CCAAUGACCAAAGCCUUAAAAGAUUGUUUCAAAGCAAAACCAAAGAGGGUUAAAAUGCACACGCGUGUGGUUUGCGUGUUUUUUGUAGUUUUUCGCAUCGCUGCCGGAGUAGUCGUUCUCGUAAAGGACGAUGCACACUCUUUCCUGGACCGCAAAAAACGUGCAAAUUCAGGGUACCUCGAGGAACUAAAGCAGGGAAAUCUAGAGCGCGAAUGCAUCGAGGAGAUCUGUAAUUACGAGGAGGCCCGGGAGGUGUUUGAAGACGACACAAUGACGAAACAGUUCUGGAUGACUUAUCAUGCUCGCGAGCCAUGUUUGGCGAACCCUUGCAAAAACAAUGGGACGUGUAUUUACUUAGGCGACACUUACCAGUGCCAGUGUCUGGAGGGUUUUGAAGGCGCAUAUUGUCAAGAAGUAUUUGAGGACACACUGAAGUGCUUGUAUCUGAAUGGUGGUUGUGAGCAGUUCUGUGACGGCUCUGGUCCUCGUCGAACCUGUGGAUGUGCCCAUGGUUACUCUAUUGGAGAAGACGGGAAAUCUUGUGUUGCUCAAGUCCAGUAUCCCUGUGGGAAGAUACCACAUCAGGGCUCUAAUCAGACAGGUCAGUUACAGACACGACUUGUUGGUGGAAACCAGUGCCCCAAAGGCCAUUGUCCAUGGCAGGUACUGUUGCAGCACAAAGGCCAAAGUCUCUGUGGUGGAGUCUUAGUGGAUGAUCGAUGGGUGGUCACUGCUGCCCACUGCCUCGACAAGAAAAAUGCAAAAGACUUAACUGUGGUUACAGGCGAACAUGACCUUGAAGUGCAGGAAGGGUCAGAGCAGAAAAUCCCAGUUUCCCAAAUAAUUGUGCGUGAGAGUUAUGACCCCGGAAGCAUGGACAGUGACCUGGCCCUGUUGCGUCUGAGUGAACCUGCUGUGUUCUCCGCCCACUCCGUGCCCAUUUGCCUCCCGACACGAGCGUUUGCCGAGAGCGAGCUAUCCGCCGUCCGUUUCCACAAAAUCAGUGGCUGGGGACGGCGCACCGAAGGCGGGAACAUCCAUCUCCCUCAGAGUCCCGUUAAACCGACCUCACCCAUCCUCCGUCAGCUAGACGUCCCUGUCUUGCUGACCCCUCAGUGUGCGCUCAAGAGUGGAGUGAACAUCACAGACAAUAUGUUCUGUGCUGGUUACAUGGAAGGGAACCAGGAGUCAUGCAGAGGAGAUGAUGGAAGCCCAUUGGUGACUCAGUACAAGGGGACCUACUUCUUGAGUGGUGUGGUGUCCUGGGGUAGAGGCUGUGCCCAUCCAGGCUACUAUGGGAUAUACACCAAAGUGUCCAACUUCCUUGACUGGCUGCAGGAACGUAUGGCCGCCCCUCCACCUACUCUGGUGAAUGCCCAAAACCAGGCCCAGAGCCUCACUGGCUCAGCAGCGCCUCCUCUUGUUCAACAGAAGAAAAUGCCAUAGUAUGUUUUAGCCUAAGCCUGUGGUUUUUCAACUGUAGUAUCACUGCUGGUUGAGCUAAUCAAGGAUUGAUCAUUAGUCAGUCAGUGGAGUCAUGUGAGCUAGUGCUGAAAUCGAGGGCGGGGGAGCUCUGAGGAGACAGGGAACCAUUGCUAAGUCAGCGUGGGGCUGGGGGGGGGGGGGGGGGGGGGGGGGCAGGAGUUUAAAAAUACUGGCUUAAGCUUCUGCAUGAUUGUUAGAAAUAAAACUGUUGGAAAUAAAGGAGAUCCAAAAAUGA
This is a messenger RNA of Chanos chanos (milkfish), 1720 nucleotides long. Its product is annotated as coagulation factor VII. Gene Ontology annotation, cellular component: extracellular region. Gene Ontology annotation, molecular function: calcium ion binding; serine-type endopeptidase activity. The transcript has 8 exons. Gene Ontology annotation, biological process: blood coagulation; proteolysis. The coding region runs from base 4 to 1446 and encodes 480 amino acids. The record is from RefSeq and is a predicted model, not a curated record. NCBI's taxonomy places the organism in Eukaryota, Metazoa, Chordata, Actinopteri, Gonorynchiformes, Chanidae.